AUGCAGUGCUACGAAAAAUCUGCUUAUGAAGAACUCAUAGAAGAGCUAAAAAAUGAGAUUCCUUUUUUUAAGAAAUACAAUGAAGAUUUCUUUUAUAAAAAUAAAAAAUUUAAAGACUUAAGUAAACGAGAGAAUCAUCAUUUUGAUAAUAUUUAUAAAUUAUAUGAAGAAAAAAAAAAUAUAACAGAUUACUGUAAUUUAUUAGUUGAAGAAAUGGAUAAUAAUUUUAAAAUUAUAGAAAAUAAUAAAUCUAUUCAUAACAUAUGUAAUUAUUUUUUACAAAAUUUAGAUGAAAAUGUUACAAAUAAUUAUUAUGAUUUUAUAAAUUUAAAUUAUGUCUCUUCUAAAAAUAUAAGAGAUACUAUGAUAACGUAUCUAAAAAAUAAUACCUCACAAAAUAUGCCUAAUAAGGACACCAAUCAUAAUAAAAAAAAAAUGACAAAAAAAAAGAUCAGCAAUAAGGCUAAUAAUAAUGGUAAUAAUAUUAGUAAUAAUCAUAUUAAUAAUCACAAUAGUAAUAUUUAUAUCUGUAAACACAACAAGUCUUCAUAUUAUAAUUAUACUGUCGAACGUGUAUCAAAAAUGUAUAACAAAAGAAAAAAAAGUUACUUAUACAAGAAAUACAUUACAAAUCGGACGAGCGAAAAAAUACAUAUAAAAAUUAAAAAGGGAAAAAAUUAUAUUCGCAAAGAAUUAAAAAAUAUUCAUAAGACCAAACAUAAUAUGAAACUACACAUAAAUAAUAAUAAAAAAAAAAAGAUACUCGAAAAAAAAAAACAUUCUUUUGAAGAAGAAAUUAAAAAUAAGGAAGAUUUAGGAUUUUCUGAUAUUUCUUUUAUACCUUUCAUAAAUGAUAAUUUUCAUAUUAAUUAUGGAGCUAUUAUGGAAAAUGCAAAUAGUCAACUUUUUAAAAAUGUAUAUAUAAUUGAUAAUAUAAAAAAAAACGAACCAUUUCAAACAUCUUUUAACCUUAAAUCAUUACAAAAUCAUUCCUAUCAACAAAAUAAAAAAAAUAAUAAUUUUAUAUAUACAAAUCUAGAAAAUCAAAAUGAUAUUCAUACAAAUGUUAAUAAUAAUUAUUUACAAGAAUAUAAUUCUUCUAUUAAUCUAACGUCACAUGAAAAUUUUAAAAUAAAUACUUCAGCUAGCUAUAAUAGAUUAAUCAUAUUAGAUGACCAGUCAGGUAAAAAAAAACUUUUAGAAAAUGUGAGAAAAAAUUCGCUAGUUAAAGGAUGGAUAUAUAAAUUGGAUUUUGAAAAUAAAUGUUUUUUUAUUAAAAUAUAUUCAAUAAAAAAUGAUAAAUAUGACGAUGAAAAAGUACAAUUUAUUAAAACAGAUAACGAAAAAAAUGAUAAUUUUAUAUAUGCAUGUUUACCAUUUGAAUUUAUAAAUAAAUAUGAAUUUCUUCAAUGUUUAAAUAUAAAUGGACUAUCUACACAAAACUUUCAACAUCUUAUAGGUACAAAUAUAUGUGCCCAUAUAUUUCAUGAUUCGGAUUAUAUAAAUACACAUUUUAAGAAUAUUCUGAACAAUUUUUAUGUUCAUUUUUUUAUUACAUUCAAUUCAAAAUAUUAUUAUAAAAAUGAAAAGGUUGGGUUUCUAUCAAAUAUGUUGUCCAACAAUUUAAUAGUUUCCCACAAAAAUGAUCAAAAUGAUGAUGAUAAUAAUGAUGAUAAUAAGGAUGAUAAUUAUAAUAAUAAUAAUAAUUAUUAUAAUAUGGUUAACCUUUUCGAUCAUUUAUUAAAUAAUUUUAAAUCAUUGCUAUAUUCAUCGAAAAAAUUUUUGAAUAUAACAAAUCUCAAUUAUAAAAAAGAAUUCCUUCAAUUACAUCAUUCAAAUAUCUCGUCACAUAUACAUUUCCAUUGCAGAAAUAUGUCCUAUCAACCAUAUAUAGGUAAUAUAAUUACACUAAAGCAAAAUCUUAUAUGGGCUAACGAAAAAUUUCUUGAGGCAUUUAAAAUUUAUAGAAACAAUAGUAAAUAUUUUGUUUUCCUAAAAAAUUUCUUUAAUUUUGAUUUCUCAUAUAUUCACAAUGGAAAAUAUGUAUAUGUCUAUGAGCAGAACAAUUUUGUAAUUGAAUAUGAUAAAUCGAAUCAUAACAUGUUGAAGAAUAUCAAAAAAUGUCAAAACAAACUUGAUACACAUAAUGACAAUUUAACACAUAAUGAAUAUAAUAACUCCUCUAAAGGGACCUACAGCAGUAAAAUCAAAAAAGAAAGAGUAGAUGAACAAUCCUGUUCAUCAAAUACAGAUACUUCCAUAAAUCCAAAGAAAAAAAAAAAAAAAAAAAUCGAUAAAAAUUAUAUUAACUAUUAUCAAAAAUUAAACCAUAAAGAAAAAUAUAUUUUUAAAAAUGUUAUCUUUCUAAAUCCAAAUUUGUACAAAAGUAAAUGGAUAUAUGAUUUCCUUAAUUGCAUUAAAUUAACUAUCAAUUUAAAUGAUCAACAUGUACUAGCCAAUUUUCUACUGAGCUUGGUACUCUUAGAAUUGAGUUGUUAUUCGGAAUCAUUCCUUUUCUUACACAGAAUUUUUAAAAUUAAAAAAGCAUUCCUUGAAAGUUAUAAAUUAAAAAAAAUUAUCUUUAGUGUUUUCAUAAAACAAUUAAAAAAGUAUGUCAAAGGAAAUGUAUUAUGGAAUGUUAUAAUUAAUUUUCAAAAAUAUGAUUUGUUUAACAUGACAGAGCAAAAUUCGGAAGAAUAUUGCACAAAUAUAUUUAAAAGAAAUGUAAAUAUAAUUAAUACUUUUGAAAAUAUGUGA
This is a messenger RNA of Plasmodium adleri (nom. inval.), 2757 nucleotides long. RefSeq names its product conserved Plasmodium protein, unknown function. NCBI's taxonomy places the organism in Eukaryota, Apicomplexa, Aconoidasida, Haemosporida, Plasmodiidae. The transcript has a single exon. The coding region runs from base 1 to 2757 and encodes 918 amino acids. The record is from RefSeq and is a predicted model, not a curated record.